Messenger RNA from Crotalus tigris (Tiger rattlesnake), 6666 nucleotides. RefSeq names its product membrane bound transcription factor peptidase, site 1 (gene MBTPS1). Bases 595 to 3777 code for a protein of 1060 amino acids. Gene Ontology annotation, molecular function: serine-type endopeptidase activity. NCBI's taxonomy places the organism in Eukaryota, Metazoa, Chordata, Lepidosauria, Squamata, Viperidae. The transcript is spliced from 23 exons. Gene Ontology annotation, biological process: proteolysis. The record is from RefSeq and is a predicted model, not a curated record. Gene Ontology annotation, cellular component: Golgi apparatus.
CAACUACGCCUGCGCUCUGGCAAAAGUAGUUCCUCCGGCCGACCAGUUCUUCGUGGGGGGAAACGGCGCCAGGACUACCCGUCCCAGAAGGCGCCGCGCUUCGCCGUCGCCCGUUUUUCACGGACGGAGCUUCUCCGACGCUGCUGGGACGGAGCUGAGGGUCUGUCUGGCUGACGGGAAGCGCGCUCGGCCCGGAGCUCGUCGCGCGAAGCCGGAGGCCCCGAAGCGCUGAGGCGGCGGUUGCAUCUGAAAAGAAUAUGAACGGUGACCCUUACCCCUAAAUUUUGGCUUAGUUUCCGCUUGGUCAUAUCUGAAAUGGAGUCCAUGGCUGACCUGUUGAAUCCCGAGUGACAGGAUCCUGUGAUGAAAAAUGGAGAAAAAACGGAGGAAGAAAUCAGCCUGAUGAUUAGGCUUCAUCCGGAAAGACUAUGCAGACAAGACUUUUGCUUGGCUGGGACAAAACUUUAGCGCUGUCAACUUAAAGAGCACUUAAAAAGAGCGGCUUUCCGUGAAACCCAGAGACUGAGGGAGAAAACGAGAAAGAACUGGUUCAUGGAGAAUCACUGUGUGAAUUGAAUCCAUGGCAAACUGGAAAUGAAACCUCCUCCUUUCCUGAACAUGCGGCUUGCAAACACCUGGUUGUUUCUCACUGCAAUCUUACUCUGUGGCAAACACCACCUGGGCACCAGGCUGGGGAAUUCCUCCUCUCACGACAGUCAUUUGUGCCCCGACUGCUCUCAUCUGACCCUGAAGGUGGAAUUCUCGUCAACCGUCGUAAAACACGAAUACAUCGUGGCUUUCAAUGGCUACUUCUCAGCCCAAGCAAGAAGCAAAUUCAUUUCAAGAGCACUCAAGAACAGCGACAUAGAAAGCUGGAGGAUUGUGCCCCGCAACAACCCAGCCAGCGAUUACCCCAGUGACUUUGAAGUGAUCCAGAUUGACGAGAAUCAGAAAGUUGGAGUGCAGACGCUUGAAGACCAUCCCAAUAUCAAACGGGUUACGCCACAGAGAAAAGUCUUUCGCUCGCUAAAGUACACUGAGACAGAUUCCGCCGCUCCCUGUAAUGAGACCCGAUGGACGCAGAAGUGGCAGUCAUCCCGCCCCCUCCGAAGGGCGAGCCUGUCUUUGGGCUCCGGCUUUUGGCACGCGACGGGCAGGCACUCCAGCAGGCGCUUGCUGAGAGCCAUCCCUCGGCAGGUGGCACAGACCCUUCAGGCAGACGUGCUCUGGCAAAUGGGCUUUACAGGAGGUGGUGUAAGAGUGGCUGUCUUUGAUACUGGACUCAGCGAGAAACAUCCACACUUCAAAAAUGUAAAAGAGAGGACAAACUGGACAAACGAGAGAACUCUGGAUGAUGGGCUGGGCCAUGGAACCUUUGUCGCAGGCGUGAUAGCUAGCAUGAGGGAGUGCCAAGGAUUUGCUCCAGACUCCGAACUGCAUAUAUUCAGGGUCUUCACUAAUAAUCAGGUUUCAUAUACCUCUUGGUUUUUGGAUGCUUUCAACUAUGCUAUCUUAAAGAAGAUAGAAGUGUUGAAUCUUAGCAUUGGAGGCCCAGAUUUUAUGGACCGUCCGUUUGUAGACAAGGUGUGGGAAUUGACAGCCAAUAACGUUAUCAUGAUCUCUGCUAUUGGAAAUGAUGGUCCUUUGUAUGGCACACUCAACAAUCCAGCUGACCAAAUGGAUGUGAUUGGAGUUGGUGGCAUCGACUUUGAAGAUAAUAUCGCUCGGUUCUCCUCCAGAGGGAUGACCACAUGGGAACUUCCUGGAGGUUAUGGGAGAGUCAAGCCUGAUAUCGUGACGUACGGCUCUGGAGUGAGAGGAUCCGGCAUGAAAGGGGGUUGCCGCUCGCUCUCCGGCACAAGUGUGGCCUCUCCUGUUGUGGCAGGUGCUGUCACGCUUUUAGUAAGCACAGUUCCGAAGCGUGAAAUGGUGAAUCCAGCUAGUAUGAAACAGGCUCUGAUUGCCUCGGCACGCCGGCUUCCCGGGAUCAACAUGUUUGAACAAGGGCAUGGCAAACUUGAUCUUCUCAGAGCCUAUCAGAUUCUCAACAGUUACAAGCCGCAGGCCAGCCUGAGUCCAAGUUACAUUGACUUGACGGAAUGCCCUUACAUGUGGCCGUAUUGCUCUCAGCCCAUCUACUACGGAGGCAUGCCCACAAUUGUCAACGUCACCAUCCUGAAUGGAAUGGGAGUCACUGGGAGAAUUGUAGACAAGCCGGAUUGGCAGCCCUAUUUGCCACAAAACGGAGAUUACAUCGAGGUGGCGUUUUCCUACUCUCCUGUUUUAUGGCCUUGGUCAGGGUAUCUCGCCAUUUCCAUCUCCGUCACCAAGAAAGCAGCCGGUUGGGAAGGCGUAGCGCAAGGCCACGUGAUGAUCACCAUUUCCUCCCCAGCAGAGAAUGAGUCAAAAAUUGGUGCUGAGCAAACAUCAACCGUGAAACUCCCCAUCAAAGUGAAAAUUGUCCCAACCCCUCCUCGGAAUAAGCGGAUCCUGUGGGAUCAGUAUCACAAUCUUUGCUAUCCACCGGGAUAUUUUCCAAGGGAUAAUUUAAGAAUGAAGAACGAUCCAUUAGAUUGGAAUGGUGACCACAUUCAUACCAACUUCAGAGACAUGUACCAGCAUUUGAGAAGCAUGGGUUAUUUCAUUGAAGUACUUGGCUCACCAUUUACAUGCUUUGAUGCCAGUCAGUAUGGAACAUUGUUGAUGGUGGACAGCGAGGAAGAGUAUUUCCCAGAAGAAAUCGUUAAGCUGAGAAGGGAUGUCGACAACGGACUGUCGCUCGUCGUGUUCAGCGAUUGGUACAACACUUCCGUGAUGAGGAAAGUCAAGUUUUACGACGAAAAUACACGGCAGUGGUGGAUGCCGGAUACCGGAGGAGCAAAUGUUCCAGCACUCAACGAUCUCCUCUCCGUCUGGGGCAUGGCCUUUAGCGACGGGCUCUACGAAGGAGACUUUACCUUGGAAAGCCAGGAAAUGAAUUAUGCCUCGGGAUGCAGUAUUGCAAAGUUUCCAGAGGAUGGCAUUGUAAUUGCACAGACUUUUAAGGAUCAAGGUCUGGAAGUUUUAAAGCAGGAGACGGCCAUAGUCGAACACGUUCCCAUUCUGGGCCUCUUCCAAGUUCCUACAGAAGGGGGGGGCAGAAUCGUUUUGUACGGGGACUCGAACUGCCUGGAUGACAGCCACCGGCAGAAAGAUUGCUUCUGGCUGCUCGACUCCGUCCUGCAAUAUACGUCCUACGGAGUGAUGCCGCCGAGCCUCAGCCACUCGGAACACAGGCAGCGGCCCCCAACCGGGGCGGGUUAUGUUCUUCCAGAGAGAAUGGAAGGGAACCACCUUCAUCGCUACUCCAAAGUGCUGGAGGCUCAUCUGCGUGAUCCGAAACCUCGCUCACUUCCGGCAUGUCCUCAUUUGUCCUGGGCGAAGCCACAACCUCUGAACGAAACAGCACCCAGCAACCUUUGGAAACAUCAGAAGUUAUUAUCGAUUGACCUGGAUAAAGUGGCCUUGCCAAGUUUCCAUCAGAACCGGCCCCAAGUAAGACCUUUAUCCCCGGGAGAGAGCGGAGCAUGGAAUAUUCCAGGAGGAAUCAUGCCUGGCCGUUACAAUCAGGACGUGGGAGGGACGAUCCCUGUCUUUGCUUUCCUGGGUGCCAUGGUGGUCCUGGCGUUUUUUGUGGUCCAAAUCAAGUCCAAGAGCAGGCCAAAGAGAAGGAAACUUCGAGUUAAACGGCCACAAAUUAUACAGCAAAGUCACCCUCCAAAGACUCCCUCCGUUUGAUGGCUGCAGCCAAAGAUUUCACUGACUGCUUUGUGGGAAUGGUGAUCAACUGCUAAAGACCUUUUGACCUGACCUAGCAACCUUCUGCUUUUGUCUUGGGUUCUUGACAAGUGACGGAUGACCUUCAGAUUAAAAAAACACACUAUGAUUUUUCAGUAGCUAAACUGACCAAAGGCUUAAAACGCUAUUUAAGAAGGAAUCAAUUGCUUCUGAGUUUGGGAAGGACCUUCCCCCCCCCCUUUUGACAUUGACCAAACCUUUUCAGUAGGGAAUACUUUUCUGUAUUUAUUUUCAGAGGGACCAGGAGAAGAGAUCCUUUUCAAGAAUCCCCUUGAUUCAUGGAUGGCAGCACCAUUUUUUUUCUCCCCCUCCCCCCGAAUGGUGUGCCUUUAUUUUUUAUUUUUAUUUUUUUAAAAAAAGUUCUCUCUUAUGAAGACAAAUAGAACUCAGGUGAUCCUCCUGCAAGGAGGAGAAAGAAACCGACAGUUUGAACAAAAGCAGGAACAAAUCGGUGUGGCUGAUUUGUCUGACCAGCGUGGACCUGUAGUCCUUUCAUUUAUUUUUAUAAAGCAACUUACCGCGACGUUUUGUAAUUCUUCAGCAUGAUUUCACCCUUGCGGGUGGAUAAAAAAUUUUUUUUCAAUAAAUAUGCUAUCUAUAUUGAAAUGGAAAGAACAAAAAGCCAGCACACCCUCUGCCCUCUAAAUGAAAGAGAAAGUGCUGACAGAAGAAAGUAUUUGUAGCUCAGAAUUGAACUGUGGGGCCUUUUGUGCGUUCUGAGCUCGGUAGGUAACAUCAUCAAUGCCGGAAGGGAGUGUGGCUUGUAAAAUGGAGGAGGAAUAGGAAUACUGUGGGGUCCUUGGUGCGCUCUGAGCUUGGUUGUUUUCUUGCAGACAUUUCAUUACCAAACUAGGUUACAUCAUCAGUGCUGGAAAGGUGUGGAAUUUGUUCCCUGUUUAUAUACAAAUGGCUUUCCCUGUCAGUGUCGGUGGGACAAUAGCCUAAUCCAGGGGUAGGGAACCUCGGCUCUUUUAUGACUCAUGGACUUUAACUCCCAGAAUUCCUGAGUCAGCAGAAAACAACACUUCAUCAAUACUGGCAGGGCAAGCUACAUAUAUAAACGGGGAGAAAACUCACUUCCUUCCAGCACUAAUGAUGUAACCUAGUUUAGUAAUGAAACGUCUGCAAAAAAACAACAAGCUCAGAGAGCACCAAGAAUUCCACAGAAGGAGAAAAAUCAAAUAAUAAUGGGGAACUAUUCUGUGUCUUGUCCCCUAUUCCCCCUUUUCUGAACAUUUUACAUUUAUAGCUUCAGGGAAAAAAACAAACCAAUCCCUCUUAAAUUCCAUUGAGAACAAUUUUCAGAGUGAGAAUCUCUGAAACCGGGAGCCUUAUAAGUUUUGAAAGAGAAACAGAACUGAAGUGAUAGAAGUAUUUCAGCAGCUAAUUAGUAUAUCAAAGAAUGAGUGAACAGGAGCAGAUCUCAGACCUGUAAAAAACUAAAAAUUAGGACGACGAAUGGCUCACAAAAUUUUUUGCCUUGAAUUAGUCCUUAAAGGGCUGUUAAGGUUCUUUCAUGAUGGAAUUCAGAAGGAUUGAAGUGGUGGGAUUUAAGCCUUUAUCUUACUAAUGACUUUUUUCUCUGCCUGUGCCUCCCUUUUCGGCUAAGUUGUGUCAUAUCUAACCACAUGGUUAGACUUUGCAAGAACACCAACAUCACGUGAAAUGUGAUAAUCUCCCAAGGUUUAAAAAUGCUGUCUUUUCCCCUGCACUAAAGACAACCUGCAGUACUAUCCCUGGGGUGGGUUGUGUGGAUGCAGCUGCCCUCUUGCUGGUUAAUGAUCCUGGGUAAUCCACUCAGGAGACCCCUUCCUGAAGGAACUUGAUAAAUAUCCUUAGAUAAAUAACAUGGAAUUGCAUAGAGAGAGAAGAGAGUAUACUCCUCCCUCCUCUACUGUAAUUCUACAGAUUGAGGCUUCCCAGAUGAAACCAGUGAUAGUAUUUUCAGGAAAAAGCAAAAUAAACCCAUUUCUUUAUAUAGCACAAAACCGCUAGUGGGAUUUUAUCUAUUUUAUUGUUCAAUCUGUGCAUGGUGCUCGCCCAUUUCACAUGCCUGAUUCUGGAUGGCUCACAUAGUUAAAAAAAAAUACAAAUUAAUAACUGAAAUACUAACAACAACAAAAAUCUAUUAAAACCAUUAAACAAUAAAAUUUGUGAGAGCAUUACAUCCAUGCACAAUUUCAGAGGCUCCAUACCCCUGUCAGAUCCCCAGGGACAAUGGCAAAGGCCUUUGGGGUCUUCUAGAAAGCCACCUGUCGCAUGCUCCUCCCGAUGGGAAUGGGCCAAUGGAUUGGGAAGAGGCAGUCCCUCAAAUGACCUCAACCCGUGAUUUGUGGGGCUUUACAGAUCAUUACCAGCAUCUUGAAUUAAACCUGGAAGUGGAGGUGUAAAGUUUGGUCUAGUCUAGUGGUUAAGGCACCAGGCUAGAAAGCGGAGGAAGGUGAGUUUUAGUCCUGUUUUAGGUGCAAAAGCUAGCUAGGUUUCUUUGAGCCAAUCACCAGGAGUUGGUGAGUUCUAGUCCCACCUUAGCCAUGAAAGCUUGUGGAUGUUUGGCUCUGUUGCUCCUUUGGGCUGAUGUGGUUUCGAGACUGACCAACGUUUUGUUGACAAGUGGCAUAUUUAGCUGAUGAGGUGGUGGGCUUGUCUUAUCUCUGUGUGUAUUUGCUUCCCAGGUGAUAAACGGCACUGAGCCCUGUGGGAUGGGACAGCAUUUUUUCUUUUCCUGUGGUUGCUGCAUUUCUGGGCUUGGUUUAUUAGGUCAAUAGGGAGAAAGUUCUGGUUUAUUCCGAGAAUAAAUAAAGUCCCGUUGGAUCUUUAGUUCAAAUAAGA